AUGCGUUUCACGGUGCCGCUCCUCGUCGUGGCCCUGCUCUGCCUCGGCGGUGGCGGCCGCGUGGCGGCGUCCACAGACUUCAACUUCCCGGCGGUGUUCAACUUCGGGGACUCCAACUCCGACACCGGCGGCCGCGUGGCCGCCGGCUUCGAGGCCAUCUUCCCGCCCUACGGCUCCACCUUCUUCGGCGGGCCCGCCGGCCGCUUCUGUGACGGCCGCCUCAUCAUCGACUUCCUCAUGGAGGCAAUUGAUAUGCCACUCCUCAAUGCGUAUUUGGAUUCUCUUGGUACACCAAGCUUUUGGACCGGUGUUAAUUUUGCUCAAGCUGGAUGUUCAAUCACACCAGCAAAGCCAACAUCAGUCAGCCCGUUUUCAUUUGGACUCCAGAUUAAGCAAUUCUUUGCCUUCAAGGAUAAAGUUACUAAGCUCCUGUCUAAAGGAGAUAUGUACAGGAAAUAUAUUCCUCAGGAAGAUUACUUUUCAGAGGGACUCUACAUGUUUGAUAUUGGGCAAAAUGAUCUUGCUGGUGAAUUCUAUUCAAAAACAGAGGACCAAGUCAUUGCAUCCAUUCCAACUAUUUUGUUGGAAUUUGAAAAUGGUCUCAAGAAACUAUAUGACCAAGGUGCUAGGAAAUUCUGGAUUCACAACACAGGUCCCCUCGGCUGCUUACCUCAAAACAUAGCCUUGUUUGGCAAAGACCCAUCCCAAUUGGAUGAGCUUCACUGUGUAGCAAAGCACAACCGUGCCGCAAAACUCUUCAACUUACAGCUGCAUGCACUUUGCACAAAGUUGAGAGGAGAAUUCGCUGGAGCCAGCAUCACUUAUGUGGACAUCCACACAAUCAAAUACAGCCUGAUCGCCAACUACUCUCUAUAUGGGUUCGAGCAUGCCACUCAAGCAUGCUGUGGAUAUGGAGGUCCACCCCUGAACUAUGAUGGUAACGUACCAUGUGGGCAGACAGUGUCUUUGAAUGGUAAGCUGGUAACUGCAAAAGGGUGCAGUGACACUACUGAAUUCGUCAAUUGGGAUGGAUUACAUUACACAGAAGCUGCAAAUUUCCAUAUUGCAUCGCAGAUCCUGACCGGGAAAUACUCUGAUCCUCCGUUUGUGGAUAAGAUGCCAUUCGUCAUAAAACCUAGAUUCUGA
Miscanthus lutarioriparius is the source of this 1146-nucleotide messenger RNA. The record is from the annotation of a GenBank genome assembly. NCBI's taxonomy places the organism in Eukaryota, Viridiplantae, Streptophyta, Magnoliopsida, Poales, Poaceae.